AUGGAUCCUCUCAUUUUUACAGCACCCGCUCGUAUUCGCAUACUCCUCGCCCCCGUCCACCCCAUUAAGGCCACAACUUUUCGUCAGAAAGUUGAAUUAGUCAAGAAAUUCGCCGUUGUUAAACUUGGAGAUGUUACCCCUGAUAUGCGUGAGAAUCAACCUGAUGACACCAAAGGUUUGAUAAUGAUUCCAAAUGUUGGGAACAUAGAAUUUUAUAUGAGCACCAUGAUUUCGGAUUAUGCAAAUAAUAUUCUCACGGAGUUUGGAAACCUGGCAUCGAAAAUUGAAAAGAAACCAAUAAUACAAUCCCCAAAGAUUCCGACAUCAACUUCACCUGUUUUUAAUGAAAUUUUGCAAAAUGGCACGCCGGUACUUCCUUCACUCACACCACCAUCUCAAGCCAUGACUACUGCGGGAAUGGGGGGAACAACCGCUGGCGUUAAUCCAAAAGAUAACCCUUAUCAUUCGCGGCAGUUUUCCACGUCCACUAUAGCGAAUAUCGCGACUCAAGCUGUCGGUGUACCUAGCACUGUGUCUGACAUGAAGUUGAAAAAGAGGGCUCCAGGAAGAAGUCAGAAGUUGAUUGCUGAUUUGUAUUUAAUGGCCGGAAGGCUACCGGAUGCCAGGGUUGUUGAAUGUCCUUUCUUUUUCCUUGCUGAUAGUUACUCGGCGGCUAUUGAGACAACAAAAGCGAAUGGUGAUUAUUUGUGGCACGGCUCCGCUAUAGAAGGAUUAUGUGUGGGAUUGGUUCUUUCCGCAUACUUGCACACCGACGUUGAGUCGCACCUUAUUAUUCAAUCUCCUCCUUCCCCCGAUUCAAGCGCUUCGCCUCCUCCCCCGACACCUGAGUCAUUACCCAAAUCCCUUUGGGCAGAUAUAACCUAUAAAUAUGUUACCGUUCUCACACUUUAUGCAAAAACCACUAAUUCAUCCAACAAUCAAGUGCCUCCGUUAAUUUAUACCGAGGCAUGUUUAAAAAUUGCCAAAAUGUUGGCUAGCAUUUGGGUUUCUGGAGGAUGGGGUGACGAUGCACUGAAAUUAAUUGUCCAUGGUGGGGUUCCAGAGAAAGGGACGCAUGAUAAAUGGGGUUUGAGUUCUGUAAGCGGCGUGUCAAAAGUUGAAGUCACUCAGUGGGCAAUGAAAGGCUAUGGGCCAUAUGUUGAGCACUUGUCGAUCACAGAACAGAUUCACAUAACCACCACGCUUUCAUCCAUCUUCUCAAUAAUCAAUUUUCGUAGGAAGCAUGCAUUUUUCCUACGGCAGACCGCGUUGUUGAUAACACCGUUGCUGGCCAAACCUCGAGCCGGAUCACAAAUGCAGAAUAGGCCAUCACCCGUUAGUGAUGGGGGUCUGUUGAAAUGCUUGAAAAAGGUGACCGAAGUGUACGGCGUUGGAGACAACGUGGAUACUGAUGAUUAUUCGGUGGUAGUCGAAGACGCGAGGCCUCUUGCCUUCGGAUGGCCGGAUCUUCAGAUGGAUGUAUUAAAGGAUGCCAUAACGGUGACCGAAUCAUUACCCGUAUCUAUUCCAUUAGAUUAUCUUUCCAUAGUUAAGUAUACGACGAGGCUUUUGCGAAAGUUAUUUAUGUAUUUGCCGAGGGAUGAGCAACUCCGACUUUCGAGCUCUUUACCAAGGGUAGUUAAUGCAGGUAAAAGGCAAGGAUUGGAUAUGGAGUUCAAGUAUUGGGGACUGAACAUCGUACGAGGUAUCCAAGUAUGCCGUCCCACCUCUCGAAGAAUUCCUUAUCCACAUCCUAGUAAAAACUUGGAAAGUGACGUUGAGAAACCGGUCGAUCCAUUUCUUUAUAAAAGUUUCGAAGUGGCUAAAGUUGAAACUGUUCAGACACACUUGGUUGCCAAUGAACCAGCAUAUUUUCUGGUUACCUUGGCAAAUCCGUUUGCGUUCGAUUUAGAUAUCCAAAGCAUUUCCGUUAGCACAGAGGGGGUUGGGUUCACUCCAAAUCCCAUGUCAACCGUUAUAAACGCCAAUACGACGGUAACUUUGCGUGUAUCUGGCACGCCAACGGAUCCAGGCGAAUUGAUUGUUAGAGGUUGCAAGUUAAAAGUUCAUGGGUGCUUGGAACAAGAAUUUUGCGUAUAUCUACCUCCGACUGAGGAAGAAAUAAAAAAUAAAGAGAAAGAAGAAGAAUAUGACAAAAGGAUCAAGAAAUGGUAG
Messenger RNA from Acaulospora colombiana, 2175 nucleotides. Lineage: Eukaryota; Fungi; Glomeromycota; Glomeromycetes; Diversisporales; Acaulosporaceae. The record is from the annotation of a GenBank genome assembly.